Messenger RNA from Coregonus sp. 'balchen', 7246 nucleotides. The record is from the annotation of a GenBank genome assembly. NCBI's taxonomy places the organism in Eukaryota, Metazoa, Chordata, Actinopteri, Salmoniformes, Salmonidae.
CAACAGCUUCUGAAAGAGGAGAAAGGGGGAGGGGGAGGGGUCAGAGUUCCGGCUAUAAAGAGUGAUGUCAACAGUCAGAGACUACACUCUAACCACAGAACGCUCAAGGGAUUUGAACAUCAGUGGAGCACUGAUACCUUUAAGAAAAGGUAAGACAUCACCAUUCUUUUUGCUUCACAGCUUUGUAGUUUUGUAGUGGGAGGGAUGAAGGAAGAGCUUUACUCUGUGGACAUCAAAAGGACAUUCUAACAACAGAGGAUGUUGUAGCUGCAAAUAGGUUGAAUAAUUGACACUUCAACGCCUACACAGUUUUCAACUGGCUUUAAAACGGAAUUGAUGCUGACAUGAUAUUACCGCUGUAAUAUAGUUGAAAAUAAGUUGGUAAAUGCUUCAACUUGUAGCAAACCAUUUAUAUUUCGACAUUGGGACAACAGUUGCACUUCAAUGAACAUUACACACUCCUUAAUUAGGAGCCUCAAAUGUUAUAGUAUCAUAGAACAGGUAUUUCCUGUCUACCCUGUUAAUACCCAUGUCAGUCAGAUUUAGUAGGGGACAGUAAAAGGUAUUAAGUGAAUUACGUUGUAAGGAUUAUUUUUGUCACUCAGGUCAAUGAUAGAAAAGUAACAUAUCAUCCCUCCUGUAAUUGCAUUAAAAUGUACAACACUCAGGCAUAUAGCUACUCAAUGUAAUUAAUUGAUAUCUGAUACUGGAAAUGCCAGUGGGUUAAAUCCCUGGUAGCCUACUGGCAGUGUCUGCCAUUUGUAGGAGAAAUGUGCUACUAUUGCAUUGUGGAACAGAGCUCUCUGAUAAAGACAGCUGAAUGCUGACAAUCUAGUCGAGUCUUAACUUCUUAUAGACUACUGAAAUAUAGUCAACUACUACCUGUAAAUUAUACACUCUCUGUAACACUCUCCAAAUGCAACUCAAGAAGGCCGCUCUCAAUGUUCCUCAAUACCAUGGUGUCUGUGGAGGCUGCUGAGGGGAGGACGAAGCCAUGUGUUUGAUGUAUUUGAUACCAUUCCACUCAUUCCACUCCAGCCAUUACAACGAGCCUGUCCUCUCCAAUUAAGGUGCCAACAACCUCCUGUGCAUGGCGUAUCCAUUUGGGACACUUCUGGAAGCACUAUCCAGGAAUCCACUGCAAUUGAUUGAAUACCGUCCUUGUAUUGAGAUCAGGACCAUGGACAGCAACAUUGUUGAGGAUAGAAAGUGAUACCGUCCCAAAAUACAAACCAGAGAAAUGUUAAUAGUGGACUUAAAGUAGUUUUUUCGGUUCCACUAAAAUGAGAUCAUUCUUCUUCUUCUUUUUAUUCCUUCUAUGAGUAUUGAUACUGUUCUGAUCUCAUUUUAUUAUCUUCAUCUAUCCGCUGUAAAUGUUUCAGGAAAAUAAGACACCUUGUGACCUUGUGAAUGAUUUUGGGGGGGCUUGGUCAAUAUGUGUAAUCCACCAGGGAUGUAGGAUGUAACCCCUCCUUUUAGAUGGACUUUGAGCCGUGAGGAGAAUAGAGCAUUACAUGAGAAUGUGCUACCUUGUAAAUCCUGCCCAGGUACUUUUAGCUACUGUAAGGGUCUCUGUGACUCUGCAGUCUAUUGGAUGAGCGUUGUCAAUAGCAGCAGUACUUCGAAAAGCUAAUCCCCAGCCAAGAUUUGGCUCAGGACAACUAACAGUGAUGCUGUAAUCUCAUUCCACCAGAUUAUUCCCUAGUCCUCAACAUGGAUGGAGCAUCCUUUCAUCCAUAACUCAUUGGUGAAUCAGGGGUUAUGCCUGAUUGGGAUUGAGAUUCACUUUUUGUUGUCAUUUUCAUGAACUCACGCGUUUUGUUUUGUUUUCCACAGAAAUCUUCCUGAAAUUGCUGGAAGAUGUCUAAGUAAGCCCCCACCUGAUCUUCAAUUAGACUACAUGUUGAUAGCAUUGCAACAUUAUUGAACGUCAUACAUGGUCUAUUUUACUAUUACUACAUUACUAGUAAAACUUUGUUUUGUUUGUUUGGCUAAUGUAAUUGGCUGUUUGCAAGCACACCUUGCCCUAAAGAGCCUCUCAAUCAGUAGAGAGCCCAGAUGCAGAUGGAUCUAUUGAAUUAACCUGUUCUCCCACCCACUACAUCUAACUUUGACUAUCUCAGGUGUCACAGAGUAGAUGUCCUUAGAUGUACCUCCUCAUCUUCACUAUACUUGAGAAUAAUUCCACUUAGAGGUAGCAACAAUCCUCUAUUUUAUAUACACUCUUGGAAAAAAGGGUUACAAAAGGAUUCUUCAGCUGCCCCCAUAGGAGAACCCUUUUGGGUUCCAUGGAGAACCCUCAAAGGGUUAUCCUAUGGGGACAGCCGAAGAUCCCUUUUAGGUUCUAGAUAGCACCUUUUUUUCUAAGCGUGUCCCUAUCUCUUUCAUGUAGGCCUAUCUGCUAUAACCCUGCUUGAUGGCAUCCGUUAAAUGGAGCAGAAUAAAAAAAACGUCUCUAACAAAUACGUCAAGAAAUCCGUUUAAGUACUAAUUUGUCUUCCAAUCAACCUUUGUUUUUUCACUACUUGAAAUAAACCUUGGGUGUUUUAUCCUUUCAGAAUGUGCCACUUUGGUCACUAAAGUAAGACAGAGACAUUUUUUAAAUACUGCUGAGUUUGACCGUUUAGUUUGAUAUUUUCUCAGGGUAUACAAGAAAACCUCUGGGAAUGGCGCAGUAAGUGAAAACCUUUUCUGUCUCUCUAUUACUUGCCCCAUAGAAAUAAAGAGUGUCACCUAUUGGUGAUGAAUGUGAUGAGCUCCAGAAACAUUCUGUGUUUGACAAUAUUUUUUUCUUUCUAUCUUCAGCUUACCCUUUACCUGGGUAAGAGAGACUAUGUCGACCAUGUUCAGAAUGUGGACUCCAUCGGUAAGUCUUACUUUUAUACUUGGCAGUUAUGUAUCGUAGGUUUUAGACAUUUGUGUUGAAGGGAAAAUCUCUCAAAUCUCUACCCAUCGUUGUUACAGAGGGAGUGGUGAAAAUUGAUCCUGCAGACCUCGGAGGCAAGAAAGGUACAUUUUAUUUUACAAUACUAUUUUUUACAGAUAAGUUGCUAAUGUUAGUAGUUCUGCGGAAUGGCUCAUGUUUAUCCUGGUUUCUAGUCUUUGUGCAGCUGGCUUGUGCCUUCCGUUAUGGCCGUGAGGACCUGGAUGUCAUUGGACUUUCCUUCAGGAAAGACAUCUGGGUCAAGCACCUCCAGUUGUACCCUGCUGACCACAAACCCACCCUCACUCCCAUGCAUGACUGCCUUCUCAAGAAGGCAGGAGAGCAGGGCCAUGCCUUCACGUUCGACAUUCCCAUAAACCUUCCCUGCUCUGUCACACUCCAGCCAGGACCAGAUGAUGCUGGAAAGGUAGGCCCUUGCCUUGCUAAUAUUUUUUUUUUUUAGCCCAGAUAUAUUAAAUUCCAUGAUAUUUACAUUGGCCUUUUGUGUAUACCUAGGCUUGCGGCGUGGACUUUGAAGUCAAGACCUACAUUGCAGAUGUGGCAGACCCAGAAGAUAAACUUGACAAGAAGUGAGUAGCUGUCCAAAUCCUUGUCUUCUUUUAUUGAAAAACUUUACACACUAAGACAUGGAAAUUCUCUACCUGUAACAACAAUUGUUUCAACACACCCAGCGAAGAACAUAACAGAAUAAAAAAAGAGAAAAAAUAAAAGAAAAGGAACUGAGAAGAACGGGAAAAAACAAGGGGGCGCGCCAAAGAAGCGACGUAAAAGCAAAAUAGAAAAAGAAAGAACAAAACCCCAAAAAGGAAAAAAAAAGGGGGUGGUGGAAGGAAAAAGGAAAAUGACUAUUCAAGAAUUUUUAAUUGCGAAAGCGGGGAAAAAAAAAUUUAAAAAAUUUUUAAAACCCCCAUUCAAAAAAAAAUCCACCCACGAAAAGUUUCGUCGGGUACCCCCUUUUUAGCCUUCGACUUAGCAAAGGGGAUAGACUGGAGGGAAAAGCUCAUCGCUUUCUAUUGUUUAAAACCCUUGAAAUUUUUUUUAGAAAUUGCCGCUAAUGUCUGAAUCUUGUUAAAAUAAUUUUCAAAGCUGAAUAGAUCUAAGAGCUCAUGAUGUAAAACUUGUCCUCUUGCCUUCUUGAGUUACUUUUUUCUAUCUGCUAUCUCUCCCCCCUUCCAUUUUCUCCUUUCUCUCCUUCUUUCCCUUUUCCUUUCCCUUUUAGAACCGCCCUCUAUCGUCUAAAUCUUGCCCCAGGAUUCUAAAUGCCCUUUGCCCCUGGAAUGGCUUAUUCCCUUGUAUGACCCUUUUUAAGGGGGGACACGUAGGCUUGCGGCCGCGACCAUUAAAUUCUGACAGACCAGGUCAAACAGGAAAAGGAAGAUUAAAUGCCCCAAAAAAAAUAGGAGGAAUAGACAGGAAAAAGGCGGGGGACCAGAAAGAAGAAGGAAAGCAAGUAAAGCAACAAAGAAAGAGAAAGAAGAAGAAAGAAGGAGGAAGGAAGAAAAAGAGGAAAGGAAGGAAAAAAGGAAGCAGAAAAGACAGAUCACGAGAGAAGAACGAAAUCCAGAGAAGGAACAGAGGGAGAGAGAGAGAAGACGAGCGGUAGAGAGAAAGAGGAGAGAAUAAGCACUAAAUAAACGAAAGACAGAGAAGAAGAAAGACCGAAGAAGAAAGCUAAGAGGCAAGCGAAGCGCGAGAGAGACGCGUCCUCUACUCUCAGAUGACUCUCUCUUUUUCUCUCAGAGUCUCGCUCGCUCUCUCGUCUCGUCUCUCUCUUCCAUCUCUCUCUCUAUUCUCCUCUCCUAUCUCUCUCUCCCCUCUCUCUCUCUCGCUCUCUCUCUCGCUCUAUCUCUCGCUUCUCUCUUUGCUCUCCUACUCUCUCUCUCGCUCUCUCUCCUCUGUUAUCUCUCUCUCCCUCCCUCUCUCUCUCUCUCUCUCGCUCUCUCCCUCCUCUUUGCCACUUUUCCGUCCUUCCUUGUAGAGACACUGCCCGUCUAAUCGUCCGUAAGAUCCAGUUUGCCCCAGAUGCAACUGGUGCUACUGGGCCCAAGGCUGACAUCUGCAAGAGCUUCAUGAUGUCUGACAAGCCUGUCCACCUGGAGGCCUCUCUGGAAAAGGAGGUGAGUUAAACAGCGCAUAUACUGUAGCAACUGUAUUAGAAUACAUAAUAAAAAGGGGUUGUAAAAAUUAGAAUUGUUUUUCUUAUAUUGAUAUCAGAUCUAUUACCAUGGAGAUCCGAUCAAUGUCAACGUCAAAGUCAAGAAUGAAACCGCCAAAACAGUGACAAAAAUUAAAGUCACCGGUAAGUCUGACACCACUGACGCUGAAUGUUAGAACUAAAAUACUAUACUUGAGUUGGUAACAGUGGGCUCUUUCCUACAGUUGACCAGACUACAGACGUGGUGCUCUACUCCGCGGACAAAUACACCAAAACCGUACUUUGUCAAGAGUUUGGGUAAGUAGACAGAAACCCACCCUUUCCUCAUCAUCUUCUAAGAAGUGCUCUUCUCCUGAUCCACUAACAUCUCCAACCUUCUCUUACAGAGAGACAAUAGAUGCCAAUAGCACAUUCGAUAAAUCCCUUACCAUCACCCCCCUACUGGCCGACAACAAGGAGAAGCGUGGUCUGGCGCUGGACGGCAGACUGAAGGAUGAGGACACCAACCUGGCCUCCAACACUAUGUGAGUGGCAGUCUACAUCAUUACCACAUUCAAAUCUAGACUGGAACAACCUGAGUCCAUCUCUUUCUUCUACUUUCUCCUCAUCAGUAUCAGAGAUGGUAUGGAUAAGGAAGUGUUGGGAAUCUUGGUCUCCUACAAAAUCAAGGUCAACUUGAUGGUGUCUUCAGGAGGGUAAGUCUUAGAUUAAAUACGUGUUUGCUUGUAAGCCAAUGCCAUGUUUCACAUUGAAUUUUAGGAAAAUAUGAAAUGCUAAGCAGUUAUGUUCUUCACUCCCGUUUAGCUUAUUGGGGGGUCUCACAGCCAGUGACGUACAGGUGGAGCUCCCCCUGAUCCUCAUGAACCCCAAACCCCAAGGUAAACUAAUAGUUACCCAAUGAAUAAUAGGAUUUGCCAUGUCUAAUAAACUCUGUCAAAGUAUAACUGAUGUGGUGAGGGUGCAACGUCUCUCUCUACUCAUUCAAAGUUGCUAUUCAAUGUUACUAAUGUAAUCUUUAAACUCUUUUCCCCUUCUACCAUAAUGAACCCCGUUACAUGAGCAGAUGUGUGAGUAAAAAAUUAUAGAAUCUAAACAAAAAUGUAAUACGUAUUGGUAGCAUACGCUGCAGUCUUCAGCUUUAAUGAAACAUUAUGCACAUUUUGUAUUAUGCACAUUUUAAAGACAUUUUGAACUUACCUCAUGACCUUUGUUUCCUUUAUGAUCUGCAGAGGUCUCCCGGUGGGAGAGUGAAGGUGAGCUUCUAUCUAACAGAUUUAUAGACCCUAAUGUACAGUAGAUAUACCUUUGAUGUGAAGUGCCCGUUCAUUGGAGGGCUGUUGAACUAUGGUCUUUAUAAAGGGCAGGCCCUUACUAUCAGCAGCAUUGGAUAGCACUAGUAUAAAGGCACCCACAGUUGUAUUUCAAUGAAGUUCAAACAACUGUAGAUUAAUCAGAUGAUCCUGUGACUGAAUAGAAUGAUUCUAAUUAUGACAUUACUUUAGCACCAGAGUUCACUGCCUCAGUUCAUGUGCCAUCAUUCACUGUAGUCGUCUGUGACAGUCACCCAGCGGCCAUAUUUAUUGCAUGUGUUUUGUGAAUCCCCAGAAUGCAUGUUACCCUUGAGGCUGAGUAGAUUCCCCCAGCAGAAGAAAGAUGAGGAAUGAGGGACUGCAAAGUUGAAUGGAGCAAAGCUGUUGAUGGCUGUCCAGAUUGAAAGGAUGAUGACCAAACCAAAGAAGAAAAUGGAAUACCUCAUAGGAAAAACCAUCAAUAAAGAAUCUUGAUUUCUCUUACUAUUACAUGCAUUUUAGUGUUGUAUUUGAGUGGUUUUGUCAAUGUGAGCCUGUACUGUAAUGUAUGUAGAUAUCCAGCCAUCCGUAUGAGUCAUAGAAUUUCACUCGUAACUUAAUUAACCAUUCACUCUGACCUUCUCACAUAAAACCAUGGGGAGGUCAAUGAACACAUUCAGUAUAAAGGGGUUCAUUGGUUUGCGGAUAAAUCUCCCUUCUAAACUACUCCAACAAACAGGGAGUCCGGUUGUACUCAGUUUAUGAUUUUCAAAGAAUUGUGUUUUUCUGUGGUAUGUAUGUAUGUUUUUGACUGAUAAGUCAUUGAACCAAAUAAAAACACCACAUAUACUUCUAAGA